UCCCCUUUCCCAAACCCCACCGAAACCCCAACUCCGGCCAAAAUGGACGGCGAUACGCCGCACCCGCCGCCGGCGGAAUCCAAGGCACUCGACGACGACGGACUCCUCGCCAAGAUCCUCCUCCGCGCCGCCAAAAUGGAGUCCGAGACGCCGCCGCUGCCGCCGCUGGCGUCGGUAUCCAAGGUGUUCGACGACGACGACCUCCUCGCCGAGAUCCUCCGCCGCGUCGGCCUCCCCACCACGCUCGUCCGCGCGGCCGCCGUCUGCCGGCUCUGGCUCCACCGCGCCUCCCGCCGCGACCUCCUCCGCCGGUUCCGCGAGCGGCACCCGCGCCGCCUCCUCGGGUUCUACGUCGUCGAGGUGGACUGCUCCGCGGCGCCGACCGUCCCGCGGUUCGUGCCGGUUCCGCCUCAGCCGCCGGAGCUCGCUGCGGUGGUCCGCCGCGCGGCCUCGAGCCUGGGCGCCUACAUGAGAGAGCACGGCGCGCCGAGCUCCAUCAUGGACUGCCGGAACGGCAGUCUGCUCAUGACGCACGAGCGGCACGACCACGACCAAACCCGGUCGACGCUCCGGGCGCAUAGCCUGCUGUGCCCCCAGAGAGGCAGCGUCGUCUUCCCGGGGUUCCCAGUUCCCCGACUCCGGUUCGGAAGCUCCUACACAUACUCUAGAAUCCUCUCCAAGGAAGAAGGCGACGGCGUGUCCUACUUCUACGUGUCGAUGCAGUCUACCGUGGACAGGAAACAUACGGCGUAUGUCUAUAUGUUGCAAGAUGGUGUUUGGGUUAUGCAUAGCUUGACCAUUGGCCAGAUCCCUCCUCCACGGCCGGAUUUGGAAGCCGUGCUCGUCGACAAUAAGAUCUAUAUGCCAGCCGGCAAGAGCGAUGUUGUUGUCUUCGAUUUGACGGCCUCGAUGUUCUCAACGAUUCAGCUCCCACAAGGGGUCGAGUACGUCGCGAGAAACACAAUCUUGUCACGGGCAGACGAUUCUGCUGGUGUAUACCUCGUCCAUUUGAAAGAGCUUGAACUCCGGAUCUGGCUCCAUAAGGGGGACGAUUGGUUGCUGGUCCACAACAUUUGUCUGUGUGACAAGUUUGCUGGUUUGAGUAUGCUAGAUGGCAAUGCUUUUCUCCAAAUAAAACAGGUGGGGGACAAUGCCGAGUAUGUGUUGCUGGAGAUGAUGUGUCAAUGCGCACUCUACUUGGAUAUCAAGUGCAGGACACUGCAUACAGUGUAUGAGGUGACAAACGAGGAUUGAUAUUUGGGCGAUAUACAUCCUUUUAUGAUGAUAUGGCCUCCAAAGUUCCCUGCGCUCAAGGAUGAUCCUGCAACUGCAAGAGAUGCUAUGUGAAGAGCAGGCGUAUAACUGGGUGUUGCUGGAUGGAAGUACAUAUGUCAGUGGUAAGCUAUGGCUGGCGCAAUCAAAGAUGAGCCGUGCUGCGCAUUUCCUGGGCACCAGUAGUACUGAACGCCCUUCCAUCUGCACGCAUCACCUGGUCCAUCUUUUAUCUUUUCAGGCUUAAGUAAGGCAGUACAAUGGGUUGGUUAGUUUAUCCUCCUUACUUGAUUUGGAGACUCCAAACGAUCUAGUGCUACUUGUCAUCCACUUUAAAACGCGCUUGCGCUUCAUGCCUUACCAGGAAGGAGUUCAUUUGACUGAAUUUUGCUGCAUGCAUGCUUUCUCUGAACUGACUAAA
This is a messenger RNA of Triticum dicoccoides, 1693 nucleotides long. RefSeq lists its product as uncharacterized. Gene Ontology annotation, molecular function: protein binding. The record is from RefSeq and is a predicted model, not a curated record. Lineage: Eukaryota; Viridiplantae; Streptophyta; Magnoliopsida; Poales; Poaceae. The coding region runs from base 43 to 1254 and encodes 403 amino acids. The transcript has 2 exons.